Gigantopelta aegis is the source of this 3616-nucleotide messenger RNA. RefSeq lists its product as uncharacterized. The transcript is spliced from 4 exons. The record is from RefSeq and is a predicted model, not a curated record. Bases 71 to 793 code for a protein of 240 amino acids. NCBI's taxonomy places the organism in Eukaryota, Metazoa, Mollusca, Gastropoda, Neomphalida, Peltospiridae.
GUCUUUCAGAAAUCCACUUUCACCUGUGAUGAGAUGAUGAUGAUGUGGUGAUUCAGUUUGGGGACAAAACAUGGAUAAUCUUCUCAGUUCUACGUGCUGGACAUUUGCUCUCUCAAUAUUAACAUGGAGCGAGGCGUCUGCUCAGGAAUACUGUACUAAAUUCAGCUACUCGACGGGUGCCACGAAAAUAUUCUACUGCUCCACGUCUUGCUGUGGAACCCUCUCAUCACGAUACUGCUGCUUCUUUUCACUGGGGACUUCGUCGAUCGCUGGAAUAGUCGUCGGUUGUCUAAUACUUGUUGCUGUCACUUUGGCCAUCGUUUGUAUGUGUGUGAAGAAGAACGGAAGUCGGGGCCGAGUUGUACAACCAUCCAGAAUUAAGAUCAGCGUGCUACCUACAGGAAACCACCUACAACCCCAAGGAUAUAACAAUCGUUUCAACGGCCCGGCGCCACCAGGCUACUACAACGGUAACCAACCUGUCCAGACGCAGAAUGGAUUUUAUAACAACCAACUGGGGACCGUGCACUUUAAUAACGGACAACCUGCCAUGCAGCCGGGUUUUAACGACAAAGGUCCAUUUGGACCUACGCAACAAGAAUAUGAAAGCAGCAACCCAACCGGAAUGGUCCAGCCGGCAUAUCCUCCGUCAUAUCCGUCCGAUUCUGCGCAUUCAUACAACGGAAGUGGGAUACCGCCGCCAUUUCCAUACGUCAACCCAGAGUCUUCUGGAAUUCAAGGCAACUCUGUGAUAACAAGUACUUCAGUAAACAAUUAUGGAAAUGCGCAGUAAACGUCUUACGAUGUUAUGAAUUUUCGAAUCGGGGUGAGGACAAGGGGAUUCACAUAUAACGCAACAGAUCACAAAUGCCAGUAAUUCCAAGAAAUAAGUUUUUUUUUUAUUGGUGGAGGGGAGGUCAUUGUCCCGUAAACCGGACACCCACAGGACCAAGUACAAAGUUCAGUUUUAAAGAGACUGUCCUAAAAUUGCUACCGGUUCCAGCAAGAAGCUACCUUUCGAUCAACUAAGUCAAAUCAAUCCAACUAGCUCCAUUUUCAAUUUUGAUGAACUAUUCUAAAUUAUGCGUCAAAAUUACCUUUAAAAAAUUACGCAACUUUUUCUAUUUGGCUUUAAUCCUACGGGACAUUUGCAAAUUCAAUAGCACCAAAAGACAACCCUCGCCCGCUACCGAUCCUGGUCGGACUGAUUAUGCUCUCUCUCCCACCCACCCGAAACCUUUUCCUGUCCUGGACAGAAGAGCCGGCGAAAGUCGACACAUGCGCCUCUGACAGGCACGUGCUACAACAGCUUGUUAUGAGGUUGUUGUUUUCUUUUGUUGGGGGAGGGGGGAAUGCUGUUGACAUUCGUAAAUUCAUGUUGUUUUUUCCGUUUAUGAAAUGUAUAAUUGUGGAAUAGUUACAUGCUGAAAAGAAUACAUACAUACAUACAUACAUUAUAUGGAGAGAGCCAAUUGUUGCUUCUUAAAAUGAUAUUUACAAGUUCUUAGUCAGUAUUUCACGAACAUGCAAAGUGUGCUCUACACAUUCUUCUAAUUACUGGAGUAAAACGAUAUUUACAAGUUCUUAGUCACUACGCACGCCAGUAUUUUACGAACAUGCAAAGUGUGCUCUACACAUUCUUCUAGUUACUGAAGUAAAACAAUAUUUACACGUUCUUAGCCACUACGCACGCCAGUAUUUUACGAACAUGCAAAGUGUGCUCUACACAUUCUUCUAGUUACUGAAGUAAAACAAUAUUUACACGUUCUUAGCCACUACGCACGCCAGUAUUUUACGAACAUGCAAAGUGUGCUCUACACAUUCUUCUAGUUACUGAAGUAAAACAAUAUUUACACGUUCUUAGCCACUACGCACGCCAGUAUUUUACGAACAUGCAAAGUGUGCUCUACACAUUCUUCUAGUUACUGGAGUAAAACGAUAAUUACGUCCACGUACCACACACAUAUCGGACACUUAGUUACACGUCUUUGUGUAACCGGGCCCAGUGGCUUGUUCGUCCUUACCGAACAGUGAUAGAAAGGAAAGUGGAAAUCCAUACGUGUAUGCACGCGAAGAAACGACAGCACAUCUAUUAAUUACAUACGUGCAGACAUACAUGCAUGUUUUGCUUUAAAAAAAAAAUCUUUUUAAUUAAAUAUUGUUGAUAAGAUAUCAGUAAAUGUUUAUUUUCCUCAUACUGUUUUGUGUAUUUUGUAUGCUUACAAUUUGAUCACACCUCGUCUGACAGGUCGUAAGUUUCCAAAUUGCGGCUUCCUAGCAGAGACAAUUUGUGACGUUAAAAAAGGCGUGUAUCCCCUGUGCCGGUACGUAUAUAUGUACUAGUCAAAGCCGACAUGCAUACAAUACAUUUAUGAUUAUAUAGCAGUGGAGGAUCGAGCAGGGGACACAACAUGCCUGUCAAGCUGACGAUGGAGAAGGGGAUGGUGACAAUUUUGCAAUUUUUAAAUAUUGUUAUAACUUGCAGGGACGGAUGCUGGACUUUUCAAGGUAGUGAGUGCAACACUUAAAAGGGGCAUAUAUAGAAUUCAAAAGUAAACUAUGUAUUAGGGAGCUUACUGUUUCUAGGGAGUUCGGGGGUAUGCUCCCCCGUAAAAUUUUGAAAACUAGAUGUCCUGAAAUGCAAUUCCUGCAUUCUACAAGUAAAAUCCAUCAAUGUCUUAAGAUUUACUAUCAAUAAUAGUUUCGAUUCAGAAUUACAGGUGUGGUCGUGGUGGAGUGGAGUGGGGUGGUGGUGGUGUGUGUGUGUGUGUGGGGGGGGGGGUGGUGGUGGGUUGUGGCCUAGAGCCCUACCCAGCCCCCUUGCUCCACCCUGCCUGUAUUAUCUGUAUAGUAAUCAUCCACAAAAAUAUUAAGCUAAACAUUGUAAAUAUGUCCCCCGCUAAAAAAGAAUAUAAUAUAUACAUGUACAUGUAAUAUGUCCCCCGCUAAAAAAGAAUAUAAUAUAUACAUGUACAUGUAAUAUGUCCCCCGCUAAAAAAGAAUAUAAUAUAUACAUGUACAUGUAAUAUGUUCCCCGCUAAAAAAACACCUAUAAUAAAUGCAUUAUACUAUCCAAGUUCAGGUAAAACAGCGAAGUGAGAUUCUCACCAUCUUGAAAAUCCAAUUUAACCACCAUAAUGUAAUUUGGGCAAGUGGUUCAUAUUAAAAGUUGAAAAUUAUGGCACUGGGCAACUUGUGGACAUAAUUUGAUGCUUUUAUCUGGAACGCCUACAUCAUUUUACUGGCCUGCUUCAAAAAUAUACUAAAUACGGUCGCCAUUUUAAUGACGUCAUUUGAGUAAGUCUCUCCCCCCCCCCCCCCCCCCCGGAAUUCUGUGUAAUUUUCACCUGUGAGAUAGUCAGGACAUAUACUAUCGAUAAAUACCAAAAUUAGCUGGUGGUAGGGUAGUUGCCACUUAUCACCAAAAUGAGCCUCAAUCUGCACGCCUAUUAUUUUCAUCUGUUAAACAAUGAGGUUUUCGGGACGCUUCGAAUUUAGGAGGGGUGUGGUGUGGUGUGGUGUGUGGUGUGUGCCACUCCUCUUGGAUCCACGCUUCGGGAGCAGUUCGUAUGCUUAUAUUGAUGCAAUAAACUGGAUUGAACUGAACAGAAAUAAC